Molecule: messenger RNA, 1669 nt
Organism: Zerene cesonia (dogface butterfly)
Lineage: Eukaryota; Metazoa; Arthropoda; Insecta; Lepidoptera; Pieridae
Product: cilia- and flagella-associated protein 45-like
Exons: 12
Coding region: 1-1596 (531 amino acids)
Source: RefSeq, a predicted model, not a curated record
AUGCCGAAGGUACCUCCAACACCAAAUCCUCAUACAGGAAUUAAAUACCAUUCUAUAAGGAAAGGGAGUGAACCUGGAUGUUACCAAUUACACAGACCAUCGGAAUGUCGUCUGAAAUUUCCAAUAACAAAACGUCCUAUCCACAAAUGCGAGCUACCGAAGCACGAAUACACUCUAGUACCACAGAUCGGUGGCUGGAGAACCCUGCUGGUACCCAAGACGGAACCCAACUUCUACCCUGCCGUGAUGAACAAGAAUGAAUACGAACGACUGAAGAGACAGGCUAAGAAAGUAACACAAGAAGAGCAACUCGCAGCGAUGCACGCGCAAGAGCAAGCUAUACAGAAAGCCGCUAAAGAGUCUGAGGAACGCAAGAGACUCCUAAAAGAGCAGUUGCAGCCUCAACCUGGCGCUGAGGCGUCUAGCGGCAGCGCUGACGCGGCCGAACUCGAAGGACCAGAUCAAGCGGCACAUACACUAUCUAGAGCUGAGAUACUCCGUGCUGACAACAUGCAAGGGCCGCGACUGUGCAACCGCAUCAUCCUGGCGUCCAAGUGCCACGCCAUACGGGACGCGCAGAUCUUUGAACGGGAACUAAUAAAGAAAGAAUUGGAGGAGGAGGAACGGAGACUCGACGCAAUCAUGGAAGAGAAUCGCCAAGCAGCUGUACGCCGAGCUGAAGAGGAAGAAGAGCGGAGACACCAGUUGCGUCUGCAGAACCUCGCGGCGCUGAAGGAGCAGAUUAAAGCUCAUGAGACCGCUAAGAUUAUGGAAGCAGAACGCAUAGAAGAAGAGAGUAUUCGAGUAAAUCAAGCGAACAUCGCAAUGCAAAUUGACGAAGCACAGAAACUAAAAGAGAAGCACGGGAGACAGGCUAAGCUUAAAGAAAUAUUGGAUCAAGGCAAUGCUGAACUCCUCUAUUACAAGCAAGUGCAAAACGAAGAGGAGCGAAUAAUGGAUCUACGUAUUGCCAAUUUUCUGAAACAGAAGCAGGAACGCGAAGCUCGGAACAAAGCUGAACAGGAAGCUAUUAAAGCUGCUAAACAGAAGGGUAUCGACCACAUCGCUAAGGCGCAAAAGGCAGAGCAAGAGCUUAAAGAGGAAUUGGAACGGAUCCGAAACCUCAAGAUACAAGAAGACGUGGAGAGGGAGUGCCGCCGCAAGGAGCGGGACGCUGCUAUCAAGAGGAAUCGCGAGAUGAGGAGACUGCAUGAGGGCAGGAUCCAACAGAUAUCGGACAUCCAUCGCCUCAUCGCCCGCGAAAUAGCGAAAGAUGAGCAAAGCUUCAACAACGCUGCGAGACAGAACGAAGAAUUCAUUAGGAAAGAGAAAGAGUUGGAGGACAAACGCAAGGCUCGAGUUGAACAGCAUAGACAAGAGAUCAUGAAACAAAUAAAUGACAAAGAACGCGCCAGGGCUGACCUUCGCGAGAAAGUACAUAACGAAGGUGUAGCGCUCCGCAUGGAGCAAGAACAACAAGACAAGUAUGAGAGAAAAGUCAUCAAGCAUAAGGUUGCCGAAAUGAGACAACAAAAGGUAUCAGAGAAAUACGUCAAGGAAGUUGAACAGACACUCGGGAAAUAUGGCUACCAUUAGUUUGCCAUGAGUUCGAUAUCUGAUAUGGAAUCUCAAUUCUGAUAUGAUGCAAUAAAACAUUUUAGUGUGUAAU